UUGAGUCUGGUCGGCAACCCAACGAAACGAAGCUUCACACCUCCAACACACACUCACUGUCUCUCUCUCUCUUGUUUUUCUUUUCUUUAAACUUCCACUAUUGACUCACUUCACCAAACGCCUCUUUCACUCCCUUUUCACACACAAAAGUGGAUUUCUGUUAGGAAAAGUUUUGGUUUCGGUUGUUUUUAUGUGAACACGCUGUUUCUUCUCUGUACAUUUUGGUGAUUCCUUUGGCAGAAUUUUCGUUGCAGAGAUUAGAAGUUUUUUGACUGAGGGCUAGUGUUGAGCAAAGAGGAGGAAAAAUUUGUAUGCUGGAAAGGCUGUAAGUUAGCAAUGAUUACAGUUAUGGAUGCGGCAAAGGACUCGUUGAAGAAGAAUCCAACAACAGAAAGCUGUUUAGAUGCACAACUAUGGCAUGCCUGUGCUGGUGGUAUGGUUCAAAUGCCAUUAAUAAACUCUAAAGUGUUUUAUUUUCCUCAGGGUCACUUAGAACAUGCUAAAGGGAACAUAGAAUUUUCAAAUCUUAACCUCCCUGCGAUGAUCCCCUGUCGAGUAACUGCCAUAAAGUAUAUGGCAGAUACUGAAACUGAUGAGGUUUUUGCGAAAAUUAGGCUGAUUGCAGUAAAAAACAAUGGGUUGGAUGAUUUUGAGGAUGUGGGGUUUGAUGGAAAUGGAGGAAUUAAUGAGUGUAGUGAAAAGCCGGCGUCUUUUGCUAAGACUUUGACACAAUCUGAUGCAAACAAUGGUGGGGGGUUUUCUGUUCCUCGCUAUUGUGCUGAGACUAUAUUUCCAAGAUUGGAUUAUAGUGCAGAGCCUCCUGUUCAAACCAUUCUUGCAAAGGAUGUGCACGGUGAAGUUUGGAAGUUUAGGCAUAUUUAUAGAGGAACACCUCGUCGUCAUCUUCUGACGACAGGGUGGAGUAAUUUUGUAAACCAGAAGAAGCUCGUUGCUGGAGAUUCGAUUGUUUUUCUGAGAGCAGAAAAUGGGGAUCUCUGUGUGGGGAUUCGAAGGGCAAAAAAGGGAGGAAUUGGUGGUGGAUCUGACUAUUCUGUUGGGUGGAACUCAGGAGGUGGAAAUUGUGGCUUUCCUUUUGGGGGAUAUUCAGGUUAUAUGAGAGAGGAUGAGAAUAAAUUAAAGAGGAGAAAUUCUAAUGGUGAUUUGAGGGGGAAAGUGAGGGCUGAGUCUGUUGUUGAAGCUGCAACUCUUGCUGCUAAUGGACAACCCUUUGAGGUUGUUUACUACCCACGUGCAAGCACACCAGAGUUUGUUGUUAAGGCCUCAGCUGUGAGAGCUGCAAUGCAAAUUCAGUGGUGUUCUGGAAUGAGAUUUAAAAUGGCUUUUGAAACUGAGGAUUCAUCUCGGAUCAGCUGGUUUAUGGGAACCAUCUCUUCUGUUCAGGUUGCUGAUCCUGUUCGUUGGCCUAAUUCCCCAUGGCGGCUUCUGCAGGUAGCAUGGGAUGAGCCAGAUCUGCUCCAGAAUGUGAAGCGUGUUAGCCCAUGGUUGGUUGAACUGGUAUCAAACAUACCAGCUAUCCAUCUCUCUCCCUUCUCACCACCAAGAAAGAAAUUGCGGCUUCCUGAACACCCAGAUUUUUCUUUGAUGAACCAACUUCCAAUGCCAUCAUUUUCCAGAAACCUUCUCAUGACCAGCAGUCCGUUAAGUUGCAUUUCGGACAAUAUUCCUGCAGGCAUACAGGGAGCCAGGCAUGCUCAAUAUGGACUAUCUUCAGAUCUCCACUUCAACAAGCUGCAGUCAGGUCUGUUUCCAGUUGGUUUUCAGCAGCGUGAUCAUGUUGCACAACCUGCUAAAAUCUCCAGUGGCAAUUUUCUGAGUGACACCAGAAAUUCUGGGAAUAUGUCUUGCUUGCUGAGUAUGGGAAAUUCCACCCAGAGUUUUAAGGACAACAAUGAAAUAAAGACACCUCACAUCUUAUUGUUUGGUCAACUCAUUCUCCCUCAACAGCAUAGUUCUCAAAGCUGCUCUGGUGAUACUGUUGGAAACAGUUCAUCAGAUGGCAAUCCAGAGAAGACAGCAAUGUCUUCUGAUGGCUCUGGUUCAGCAGUUCAUCAGAAUGUUCCACUAGAAAACUCUUCCGAUGAAGGGUCUCCUUGGUGCAAAGAUCACCAGAAAUCUGAUCUUGGUUUGGAGACUGGCCAUUGCAAAGUGUUCAUGGAAUCAGAGGACGUAGGUCGAACCCUUGAUCUGUCCGUCCUUGGUUCAUAUGAAGAGCUUUAUGGAAAGUUAGCCAACAUGUUUGGCAUAGGAAGUGCUGAAAUGUUUAGCAAUGUGUUGUACCGGGAUGCAACAGGUUCUAUUAAACACACUGGGGAUGUACCCUUCGGUGAAUUUCUGAAGACAGCGAGAAGGCUAACUAUUCUUACAGAUUCAGGCAGUGACAAUGUAGGCAGAUAGAGAUGGAGGAUUUUUUGUCAAAUGUACAGUUUCGAAGUCCUUUGUUUUGACUUUCGCUUGUUAGUUUUUCUGUUUUGUUUCUCCUUUUUGGAGUUGUGGAGAAGUCCACUUCAUCCAAUUUUGGGAUAUUGUAGUUCGCGUUUGUUAAUACAGAUUCAACUUUGCCCUUGAUUUA
Molecule: messenger RNA, 2590 nt
Organism: Pistacia vera
Lineage: Eukaryota; Viridiplantae; Streptophyta; Magnoliopsida; Sapindales; Anacardiaceae
Product: auxin response factor 16-like
Exons: 4
Coding region: 337-2415 (692 amino acids)
Biological process (GO): regulation of DNA-templated transcription; response to hormone
Cellular component (GO): nucleus
Molecular function (GO): DNA binding; protein binding
Source: RefSeq, a predicted model, not a curated record